This is a messenger RNA of Schistocerca gregaria, 1693 nucleotides long. RefSeq lists its product as uncharacterized. Gene Ontology annotation, molecular function: phosphopyruvate hydratase activity; magnesium ion binding. Lineage: Eukaryota; Metazoa; Arthropoda; Insecta; Orthoptera; Acrididae. The transcript is spliced from 3 exons. The record is from RefSeq and is a predicted model, not a curated record. Gene Ontology annotation, biological process: glycolytic process. Gene Ontology annotation, cellular component: phosphopyruvate hydratase complex. Bases 324 to 1625 code for a protein of 433 amino acids.
AUUCGCUCUCUGGGCCGAAAAAACCGCGACCCGUUUUCUGAACUACCGAGGAAAGAGAGCUAGCUAUUAGACUCAUUAAAUUCCCUGUACCCGCGAAACGCGUUUCAAUCUUCCCCCCAGCAUCCGCAGCAAACUCUCUGCUCCUUUAGAAAGAAUCCAAAGUCUUUUGUUGGCUCGGAGGGCCCUUCAUGAAAUUACGCUGUUACGCUGCUUUUUUCGAAUCCAUUCAGAAAAGUUUUUGACCGUUUUUUUCGCACUGCUUUCAUUAUUCACGUCGAGCAUUGCUUGAACACAGUACUUUCUAGAGCGUCCGAUUUUUCAAAAUGAGCAUAAUUGGUAUUACGGCCAGGCAGAUAUUUGACAGUCGCGGAACCCCGACAGUUGAAGUUGACGUAACCACGAAAUUGGGUGUUUUUCGUGCAUCAGUGCCGAGCGGGAUUUCGACAGGAAUAUACGAGGCACAUGAAUUGCGCGAUGGGGAGGAGGCCUAUUUGGGAAAAGGCGUUCAGAAGGCAGUGAGAAAUGUCAACCAUGUCCUUGGGCUGAAGCUGAUGGGGAUGCAACCCGUUAGGCAACACGACAUCGACGAGACGAUGAUAAAGCUGGACGGAACGGAGAAUAAGAAGAAGUACGGGGCGAACGCGAUUUUAGGAAUAUCUUUGGCGCUGUCUAAAGCCGGAGCCAGAGAACUGAACUUGCCGCUGUAUACCUAUUAUGCUGAGUUGGCAGGGAAUAUGAAUACACAGACAUUUGAGCUUCCGGUGCCGGCGUUCAACGUGAUUAACGGGGGGGCGCAUGCAGACAAUUCCCUGGCGUUCCAGGAAUUCAUGAUCAUGCCGAUAGGCGCCAGCAGCUUUUCUGAGGCCAUGCGUAUGGGUACAGAGACGUAUCAGCAUUUGAAGGUGAUCAUAAAGAAGAAAUAUGGAGGCGGUGCGACGAAUGUGGGAGAUGAGGGUGGAUUUGCCCCAAACCUUAAGAGCGCUGAAGAGGGCUUGGAUUUAUUGGUGAGCGCAAUCGAGAAGGCGGGAUAUACGGGAAAGGUGAAGAUAGCAAUUGACGCGGCAGCUUCUGAAUUUUAUGAAAAUGGGAAAUACAAUUUAGACUGGAAGAUUCCGGGUUCAUCGGGCAAGCUGUUGUCCUCGUCUGAGCUUGCAUCGGUUUAUGAGGAAUACGUGAACAAAUAUCCAAUUGUGUCGAUUGAGGAUCCGUUCUCUCAGGACGAUUGGGAAGCAUACGAAGGGUUUUGUUCGAAACUCGGGAAGAAGAUUCAAAUUGUGGGUGAUGAUUUGUUGGUGACGAACACGAAUCGAAUAUCGGAGGCCGUUCGGAGGAAGGCGUGCAAUGCGUUGCUGUUGAAGGUGAAUCAGAUCGGAACGAUUAGCGAGGCAAUCGCGGCGGCCAAGAUGGCGGCGGAAAACCACUGGACAGUGAUGAUGUCUCACCGAUCUGGGGAGACUGAAGAUACAACGAUUGCCGACCUUGCAGUCGGAAUCGGGACAAACCAAAUCAAAGCGGGGUCACUUGCUCGAUCGGAGCGCCUCGCCAAGUAUAAUCAGCUCCUGAGAAUCGAAGAAGAAUUAGGUCAAAAUGCUAAAUACGCUGGACCAUCUUUCCCCUAUCAAUAAUAUGAGACGCGCUAGAGAGGCAUGUCUGAAGAUCAAUAAAGAUUUUUUUUAAAAGGUAUGAGCGCCAA